CUUUGAGCCAAGCAUAAAAGCGCAGCGUUGAUAAAUUCCAUGCAGUACGGUGUGUCCAAGCACACCAUACAUUGACACCUUUAUUUCCUCCAACUUGCCUUUUAAGAGAAAAUCGAAAAAAAAGUAAUGGCGCACUGCAAUGACCUUCACCCACAGCCUUUCUCGAUCCGAAUCGAGUCAUCCAAAAGUUUUUCACACCCACUACCCGGUCUUCCGCCAACUACCACACCCCGGACAGAUCUCUUUGAUACACCCUUUCCCUUUCUCUCGCUCCCCCGCGAACUGCGUGAUUUGAUUUAUAGUCAUACCUUGCACGACCGCGGGAUCCACUAUCGCGACCGCAUAAAAGCUGCGACGCGAUGGAGCCAGCAGCGAACACUCGCGUCCCACCUUAACCUGCUCCUCACAAGCCGCCAAAUCCACAUAGAGGCCCUAUCCGUACUUUUUCGCACACGAACAGUCGAGAUUUCUCCACGCAAACUCCACCGGACGCGGAAACAAUCAAAUCAGCUCUCACUCUCGCAUGUACUAUGCUCAUUCCCGCUCGCGCCCGCGCGCCUGAUGACGCGUGUUCAGAUUGUGUACCAUGAGUAUUCUAUUUACGCCCCUUCAAAAUAUAACACGUACCCUUUCCCACCGGCCAACGACGGAGAACUCAUGUUCAUCAUGUGGGAGCACAUAGUCCGUGAUGCGUGGACGUUGAAGGAACAUUUUCCCCAUUUGAAGAGAUUUGAAGCCUGGUCUCGCAUGCUGAAGCAGAAAAUGGGGCCUGCAUUUUUCGCCGAACAACAUGAUUGUCAUACCCUUGACGAGUCGGAGCGGCGCCAGAGAGUGAAUCAAGUAGCAGCCAAGCUAGUGAGCUGGCUAGAACAAGAGCUAGGCGGGACGGAGCUUGUUCCACCUCAGUGGUUAAGGAUAAUUUUUAGCGAGGAACCACAGCCUAGCACCUCGCGUAUAAUAUUCUGGAGAGGUCAGCCCGAGGUGCCUGACCAGUCGAAUGAGUCAUUUCUACGGUUUCAGCACGAGGUACUUGAGCACACGCAUCUGUUGCUUGCGAAGAAGAGAGAGUUGACGCACGAGGAGAGAGAGGCGAGUGGAAGGAUAUGGUUAGAGGAGUGUAGUAUGAAGAGAAAGCGGGGACGGACGGGCUGGUGUGAGGAGGUUGAUACCAGCACACCUUGAUCCCAAGAAUGAUUAGAGAGACAUCCAAUUCUACUAAUGUUAAAUUUUCUCUUCUUGAUCACCGCAACUAGAUUACUGUAAUAGAUCAUCUCCCCCAAGUAGAUAUCUUGGGCUCGCAUGAUAAACACCCG
Molecule: messenger RNA, 1313 nt
Organism: Bipolaris sorokiniana ND90Pr
Lineage: Eukaryota; Fungi; Ascomycota; Dothideomycetes; Pleosporales; Pleosporaceae
Exons: 1
Coding region: 127-1182 (351 amino acids)
Source: RefSeq, a predicted model, not a curated record